This is a messenger RNA of Aspergillus tanneri, 3525 nucleotides long. It is a transcript of the gene CPA2, whose product is annotated as carbamoyl-phosphate synthase (glutamine-hydrolyzing) CPA2. Gene Ontology annotation, molecular function: dihydroorotase activity; ATP binding; aspartate carbamoyltransferase activity. NCBI's taxonomy places the organism in Eukaryota, Fungi, Ascomycota, Eurotiomycetes, Eurotiales, Aspergillaceae. The transcript has 3 exons. Gene Ontology annotation, biological process: 'de novo' pyrimidine nucleobase biosynthetic process; L-citrulline biosynthetic process; UTP biosynthetic process. Bases 1 to 3525 code for a protein of 1174 amino acids. The record is from RefSeq and is a predicted model, not a curated record. Gene Ontology annotation, cellular component: cytoplasm; cytosol.
AUGGUUCUCGCCGCUCGUUGCGGACAGGCGACGUCCGCCCUCUUGCGUCAGCGCUGUGCGGCUGAAUCUCGUCGGGCCGCUCUUCCAGCUCUGCGCUCGUUCUCCUCCCAGACGACCGCCCGUUCGACGGCAUCAGCUCUGCGAUUGCAGCAGAAGAACCUGUCGCCAUGGCGAUCGCAGCAAUUGCGCUCGUUUUCUAACGCCCUCCGCCAAUUGGCCUCGGAAUCCGCUCCCGCCGCGGAGAGUUAUAUCAACAGUGGGAUUUUUAAGCCCGGCGGCAGUCUCGUGGAUGUGAAGAAGGUCUUGGUCAUUGGUAGUGGUGGUCUGAGUAUUGGACAGGCCGGAGAAUUUGAUUAUUCCGGCUCUCAGGCUUUGAAGGCUCUCAAGGAGGCUGGCGUUCAAUCGGUCUUGAUUAACCCGAACAUUGCAACCAUUCAGACGGACCACAAGCUUGCAGACGAAGUGUACUACCUCCCAGUCACGCCGGAAUAUGUGACCUAUGUCAUUGAGCGGGAAAGGCCCGACGGUAUCUUUCUUUCAUUCGGUGGACAGACUGCCUUGAACUUGGGUGUGCAGAUGAACCGCAUGGGUACUUUUGACCAGUAUGGUGUCAAGGUUCUCGGCACCAGCAUCAAGACCUUGGAGACUAGCGAAGACCGCGAUCUGUUCUCCAAGGCCUUGAAUGAGAUUAACAUCCCGAUUGCUGAAUCCAUUGCUGUUAGCACCGUUGAUGAGGCUUUGCAGGCUGCCGAGACAGUGGGUUACCCCAUUAUCGUCCGUUCCGCAUAUGCGCUUGGUGGGUUGGGCUCCGGAUUCGCCAAUAACCCCGAGGAACUGAAGAACCUGGUAUCUCGGUCCUUGACUCUUUCUCCCCAAGUUCUGGUUGAGAAGUCCCUCAAGGGCUGGAAGGAGGUCGAGUAUGAGGUGGUUCGGGAUGCUAACAACAACUGUAUCACUGUGUGCAACAUGGAGAAUUUUGAUCCCCUUGGUAUUCACACGGGCGACAGUAUCGUUGUUGCUCCUAGUCAGACCUUAUCCGACGAGGAGUACCACAUGCUCCGCACGGCUGCAAUUAAGAUUGUCCGUCAUCUGGGUGUCGUCGGUGAAUGUAAUGUGCAGUAUGCCUUGCAGCCCGAUGGUCUCGACUACCGUGUUAUUGAAGUUAACGCCCGUCUCUCUCGUUCUUCGGCUCUAGCCUCUAAGGCUACUGGAUACCCUCUUGCCUACACUGCUGCAAAGAUUGGUCUUGGCCAUUCCCUCCCCGAGCUUCCCAACGCUGUGACCAAGACCACUACUGCAAACUUCGAGCCAAGCUUAGACUACAUUGUCACCAAGAUCCCCCGGUGGGAUCUGAGCAAGUUCCAGCAUGUUAACAGGGAUAUCGGAAGCUCCAUGAAAUCGGUUGGUGAAGUCAUGGCCAUUGGCCGUACCUUUGAAGAGUCGUUCCAGAAGGCUAUCCGCCAGGUCGAUCCCCGAUUCCUGGGUUUCCAAGGUGAUACGUUCGAGAACCUGGAUGAGGUUUUGAAGAACCCUACCGACCGCCGUUGGUUGGCUGUCGGUCAGGCCAUGCUCCACGAGAACUACUCCGUGGAUAAGGUUCAUGAACUGACCAAGAUUGACAAGUGGUUCCUCUACAAGCUCCAGAACAUCGUGGAGUGCCAUCAUGAACUCAAGGAUAUCGGCAGCCUCUUCGGUGUUCAGGAAGAAACUAUGUUGAAGGCGAAGAAACUCGGCUUCUCCGACAAACAGAUUGCUCUCCUUGUUGGCUCGACCGAGGACGAUGUGCGCGCCCGCAGGAAGAGCUUCGGAAUCAUGCCUUGGGUGAAGAAGAUCGACACGCUUGCCGCUGAGUUCCCUGCCGACACCAACUACUUGUACACCACCUACAAUGCUACCUCCCACGAUGUCACUUUUGACGACCAUGGCACGAUCAUUCUGGGAAGCGGUGUGUACCGUAUUGGAAGUUCGGUUGAGUUUGAUUGGUGUGCCGUCAAUGCCACCCUUUCCCUGCGCAACAUGGGCAAGAAGACCGUCAUGAUCAACUACAACCCCGAGACUUACUCCACCGACUUCGACACUGCUGACAAGCUGUACUUCGAAGAGCUCAGCUACGAGCGUGUCAUGGACAUUUAUGAGCUUGAGAGUGCUAGCGGUGUCGUUGUUUCUGUCGGUGGCCAGCUGCCCCAGAACAUCGCACUUCGUCUGCAGGAGACUGGCGGUGCCCAUGUGCUCGGUACGGACCCCAAGGAUAUCGACAAAGCUGAGGACCGUCACAAAUUCUCUCAGAUUUUGGACAGCAUUGGAGUUGACCAGCCUGCCUGGAAGGAGCUUACCUCCGUCGCUGAAGCGGAGCGUUUCGCCGAAUCCGUUGGAUAUCCUGUCUUGGUUCGUCCCAGCUACGUCCUGUCUGGUGCAGCCAUGAGUGUGAUUUAUAACCGUGAUGAGCUCAAGGAGAAGCUCCUCAAUGCUAGCGCUGUGUCUCCUGACCACCCUGUCGUCAUCACCAAGUUCAUCGAAGGAGCUCAGGAGAUUGACAUUGACGCCGUUGCUUCGAACGGUAAGCUUCUGCUGCAUGCCGUUAGUGAGCAUGUUGAGCCUGCGGGAGUGCACUCUGGAGAUGCUACCCUGGUUCUUCCCCCGGCUUCUCUCGAACAGCCGAUUAUGGACCGCGUAAAGGUCAUUGCCGAGAAGGUCGCAAAGGCCUGGAACAUCACCGGUCCUUUCAACAUGCAGAUCAUCAAGGCCGACCAGGAAGGUGCUGAGCCUGAGCUGAAGGUUAUUGAGUGCAAUCUUCGUGCUUCGCGCUCCUUCCCAUUUGUUAGCAAGGUUCUGGGUACCAACUUUAUCGAUGUUGCCACCAAGGCUGUUGUUGGACGCGACGUUCCUGAGCCUGUGGAUCUCAUGAGCGCCAAGCGUGAUUAUCUCGCGACCAAGGUGCCUCAGUUCAGCUGGACCCGUCUGGCCGGUGCCGACCCAUUCCUCGGGGUAGAAAUGGCCAGCACUGGUGAAAUUGCUUGCUUCGGUAAGGACCUUGUUGAGGCCUACUGGGCUUCCCUGCAGUCUACCAUGAACUUCCGUGUGCCGGAGCCCGGUGAGGGUAUUCUGCUUGGUGGCGAUAUCAACAACACUGCUUUGGCUAAAAUUGUCGACUACCUCCACCCUCUGGGCUUCAAGUUCUUCGCUGCCAACCCUGAGGUCAAGGCCCACCUCGAGGCCACUUCCAAGGACAAUGUCCCUGUGAAGGUGAUCGAAUUCCCCAAGAAUGACAAACGGGCUCUCCGUGAAGUGUUCCAGAAGUAUGACAUUCGAGGCGCGUUCAACCUUGCCAAGACCCGGGGCAAGACUCUGCUCGAUGAGGACUACGUCAUGCGACGAAAUGCUGUCGACUUCGGUGUGCCCCUUUUCAUGGAAACUAAGACCGCCCUUCUCUUCGCUCAGGCCAUGAGCGAGAAGUUGCCCCGUGCUGAGGGCAUCCCCUCUGAAGUCCGCAGCUGGUCUGACUUCGCCGGUGGCAAACUGCUGUAA